This is a messenger RNA of Closterium sp. Naga37s-1, 312 nucleotides long. NCBI's taxonomy places the organism in Eukaryota, Viridiplantae, Streptophyta, Zygnematophyceae, Desmidiales, Closteriaceae. The record is from the annotation of a GenBank genome assembly.
GAUGUGCUGGACGAGGGGGAGGACGGGGUGAACCCCAACCCGUUCUACGAAGACCCCUCGCACGCCCCUGAGCCCGCCGCCACCAAGGACGACGAGGCAGAGGACGAAGAGGAAGGGCUUGCAGGGGAGGAGGCUGUGGUGGGUGCUGCUGCCGAGGAAGGGGAUGUGAUGGCUCCGGAUGAGGAGGGGGAUGAGGCAGAUGCAGAGAUGGGAGGUGCGGACGAGUGGAGUGAGGAUGGAGACGACUGGUGGGCAGCAGGCCGCUAUGAGGGAGAGGAAGUGGAGGAGUGGGUUGCAGGCGAGGAUGAGUGA